AUGGAAGACCCCCAGGAUGGCCUCAAGUGGUUUGGCGAGGGAUUUGACGGGUUCCCCAAGAAACUACCCGACGACGUUGUGGAAUACAUCGUCUUUAUCAUAGACUCUACACUCUCCGACAUCCAAACCAGAGAAAGAUUGCAGAGAUUUCAACGUGCAUUGAACACGCUGGAAAUGAAAUUUCUCAAGGAGUAUAUUUGGCAACGCGAUUCGCUGAAACUUGAACUUGUCCGCGAAGAACAAAGAUGGCUACUUCGAGGCCACACCAACUAUGGGGAUAGUAUAGUGGACGAAUGGCUGAUCGUUUACCUUUUGCGUGAGCUAAGCAAAGAAUUCAAGGAUGCUUGGAUACGCAUAUACGAUAGUGAUGGAGAGUUUCUACUCAUCGAAGCUGCGAAUGCGCUGCCCGAGUGGCUCACUCCAGAAGUUGCAGAUAACAGGGUAUGGAUAAACAGUCAUAGACUGCUGAUAGUUCCCUUGGGCAAGGAGGAGGACCCUGCACCGCUCUCCCAGAAUCAAGUCCUACAAAUAAUACGUGACACCCCAGGGCGACCUCAACAGUACAUCAAGGUCGAGAAAGAGGCAUUCCAUCGAUUGAGUGGCUAUCCCACUGCCAUCGCAGACAAUCAGCAUCAUGCGACAGUGCCCCUCCCAAGAAAAGUUGCCCAUUUCCUACAUCUCAAUCCAUCGUACAUUGCUCCACUAGUAGAGGCGUUCUACCUCCGCGACCCCAUCUCAAUACGUCUGCUGCAGCCCGAAAAAUCAAAGGUACCUCUUGUAUUCCCACCGGAAGACUUCGUCGACGUUAGUGUGCGUUGUACGAAAGUACUAUACGCGCAGCUGCUUGGACAGCAUUGGGAACCACCUGCACCAUGGGACUCUGCACUGAAACAGCUCGUAAAAUCAGGAAAGCCAAUCGAGAAAGCUGAAAUUGGCCUCAAAAUCACAGCUGGCAUGCAGAUGCUAGUUUCGCAUUCCAUCUAUGCCUCACAAAAAUCUGCACGCGAGAUUACUAUACUUCUCGAGGACCUCAAGAAUGGCGAUGACUCACUUCCUACGAAUGCCGAGAUUGCUAGCUGGCCAAAACGCGACGAUGACGAAGGCUGGCUUAAUAUUGAUUUUGCCGAAUUCGAGAGGGAAUUGGAGGGUAAAGGCAGCAAAGGACACCGGGGCUUUGGCGACAAGAAUGCACAAGAAAAUCUGAAAAUGAUGGUUGCCCGAUUCAACGAUUUCCUGGCCGACAAUGAAGCGGGCGCGGAAGGUGCGGACGGCGGAUUUGACCCUAUGGACGAGGACAAUGAUUCAGAUGCAGGAGAGAGAGGGUGGGAUGAUCCUGAAGAUACGGAUGCUGAGUAUGCCGAGUACGAGAAGUACUACCAAAAGUUCAUGACGCUCUCUGCAGCGGAAAAAGCUAUUCUUACAGAUGAAGCACGUGCUUUAGCACGCGAACAAGAUGCUGAGAAAGAUGAAGACGAAGAGAUUCGAAAGCUGAGCGAAAUGAUGGAAGCAGAGUUGUUCAGCCACGGCGCUUUGAACAUCAACCCAAAGUCUGACCAAAAGUCAAUAUCGGGAGUUGCUUUGCCUGGAAAAGACAAAGGUAAGGGCAAAGCGAAACCCUCAGAGGUUGACAGUGCGGAAGAGGACGAAGAGGACGACGACGGUGAUGAUUUACUCGAUGAAGACUACAACCUUGCAGAUAACAUGCUGAAGGCGUUUAAAGGCCAAGCUGGAAUGGCCGGGCCGGCAGGAAAUAUGAUGAGAGCCAUGGGUGUACAAUUUCCGCAGGAUGCUGACGAUGAAAGCAAGAGUGGGCCGUCCAAGCACUAG
Bipolaris oryzae ATCC 44560 is the source of this 1827-nucleotide messenger RNA. RefSeq lists its product as uncharacterized. The record is from RefSeq and is a predicted model, not a curated record. The transcript has 2 exons. Lineage: Eukaryota; Fungi; Ascomycota; Dothideomycetes; Pleosporales; Pleosporaceae. Gene Ontology annotation, cellular component: nucleus. The coding region runs from base 1 to 1827 and encodes 608 amino acids.